AUGCUGUUCAGCGAUUGGAGCAAGAUCAUGACCUUUCUGAUGAUUCAUGUCGUCGUUGUGCCGUUCAUUCAGCAUGAAAUGCUGCACCUUACCUCGCUGCCCGCUAUCUUUGUCUACCAUCUCGUUGCUCAGCUCCUCUUCCAUCGGAAUAUCAACAAGAUUCUCGCUAGCGAUUUCAGAGUGCGAUAUGGCUACCUCAAGAAGGACAGCCCGAGGACAAAGCUGCCGGCGGUCGAGCUCAAGUGGACAAAGAUGGGCGGCCUUCUCGGAGCGUUCUUCAGGAUAGCGACUCGCAAGUUUUUUAUCGCAGAUGGCCAGGGCUCAAGGGCGAGCUUCGGCAUCUCGCCAACCUGGAUUGUGCACUACUCGGCUUAUGUUCUUCUUCUAGACUUUGUGUUCUACUGGGCGCAUCGUACGCAGCACGAACAUCCCUUCCUGUACAAAUAUGUACACGGCAAGCAUCACCGCGCUCACCUGCCUAAUGUACUCAUGACAGUCCACGAUACCAUCUUUGAGAAGUUUUUCAAUACCUUCAUCCAGAUGUGUCUCAUCAACUGGAUCAUCCCCAUGUCCUUCUGGGACCUUCACACGACCUACUAUGCAAUCCAUCUCAUCGAAGCAUUAGGCCAUUCCGGCAUCAAGUGUCAUCUGACGAACCCACUAAUGCCCUGGCUUGUCUUUUGCAAAACCGAAUUGAGCAUAGAAGAUCAUGAUCUGCAUCAUCGCAAGCUUCGCGGAAAUUACGGCAAGCAGACGCUCGUCUGGGAUGUGCUCUUCGGCACAAAUCUGCCCCGCAUCGAGACAUAAUGGACAACGACGUGGAGCCAGCGAUUAUAAGCCAGGCAUACGGUGGUCAUGGAAAUUAAAUGCAGGUAUAGUCCGCUGAGAAUGGAGGCAAAUUGAUGCAACGAG
Mixia osmundae IAM 14324 is the source of this 912-nucleotide messenger RNA. RefSeq lists its product as uncharacterized. Gene Ontology annotation, molecular function: iron ion binding; C-4 methylsterol oxidase activity. Bases 1 to 807 code for a protein of 268 amino acids. The record is from RefSeq and is a predicted model, not a curated record. The transcript has 7 exons. Gene Ontology annotation, biological process: ergosterol biosynthetic process. NCBI's taxonomy places the organism in Eukaryota, Fungi, Basidiomycota, Mixiomycetes, Mixiales, Mixiaceae.